UGGAUGCAGGCGCAGCUCGCUCGGUGCCCGGCUGCAGGAAUGUCCCGGUCCCCUCGUGAUUGGCUGCGGGAUGCUGGAGUCAGUUUUCACGGGGGCUGAUCAAAAAGUUCCCUUCGGCUCUCCAAAGUCGCUGUCUGAGCAGAGGCAUCGGCCGGGCGCUGCCGCAUUCCUGGGGAGAACGUCUGGGAUGAGAGCGCUUCUCCCGGCCGGGACAGCCGGGCGGGGACGGGCUCCGCGGAGCCGCGCCGCCGCUUUCCCCCGCAGCCCGGGCUGAGCGGCCGUGCCUUCGGGCAUGCUCCUCAUCGCUGAGGACACGAUGUCGCAGUACUCCACCAACUUCCUGCUGCUGCCCAUCCCGGAGUACCCCGCGCUGGACUGCGCGCCCAACAAGAUCAUCAAGCUGGUGGUGCUGGGCGGCAGCAGCGUGGGCAAGACAGCCCUGGUCGUGCGCUUUCUCACAAAGAGAUUUAUUGGGGACUAUGAAGCCAACACUGGUGCUUUGUAUUCCAGGAAGUUCACCAUAGAUGGGGAGCAGAUCUCUCUGCAGGUGCAGGAUACUCCCUUUGUCUCAUUGGAGGAUGACACGGACAGCAUCUGCUGCCAGGAGCAGAUAAACCGCUCGAUCUACUGGGCCGACGGCUUCGUCUUCGUUUACUCCAUCACGGACUACGAGAGCUUCCGCGUGCUGCGGCCGCUGCACCAGCACAUCCGCAGGAUCCACCCCAACGCCAACAUCCCCCUGCUGCUCAUGGCCAACAAGGGCGACCUGCUGCGGGCCAGGCAGGUGUCCUCCAAGGAGGGGCUGCAGCUGGCCACCGAGCUGGGCGGCACCUACUGCGAGGUGUCGGCGCGGGAGAACUGCGAGGGCGUGCACGAGGCCUUCCAGCAGCUGUGCCAGGAGCUCAGCAGGAGCAGCGGCAGCUGCAACGGGGAGAAGAGGAGAGGUCUCCACCUGGUGCGGCCCAAGUCGCCCAACAUGCAGGACCUGAAGAGGCGUUUGAAGCAGGCUCUGACUUCCAAAGGCAAAUCUGCCACCACGCUUUGAUGCGGCCGCCCAGGAGUUUUGUUCCGGAGCCCUGGAUAAAAAGGCAACUAUGAGUUCAUGGGCCCCAAGUUGGGCAACUCCCUGGGGGCUCCCCUGGCAGGGCAGAUCCUCCUGGAGCAGUUCUGUGUCAGGAAGGAAGAGACGCAUUGGACAUUUUUGGUCUCCAGGUUCUUGUUUUAUUGGUAUCUAAUCAUGACUUCAGCACACUGUCUGCACCCAGACCUUGCAUGCGUGAAAACAGCACAAAAAUGACCAACAACCUCGUGCUGCAAGGUCUUUUGAAGCCUAAUCAAAAACUAAACUACCCAAUUAAGAAGUGACAUCUAAAUUAUUUUCCUUUCUAACCCAAUAACUGACC
Messenger RNA from Lonchura striata (white-rumped munia), 1403 nucleotides. RefSeq names its product ras-like protein family member 11A-like. The record is from RefSeq and is a predicted model, not a curated record. NCBI's taxonomy places the organism in Eukaryota, Metazoa, Chordata, Aves, Passeriformes, Estrildidae. Gene Ontology annotation, molecular function: GTPase activity; GTP binding.